AUGAACUCUGCAUCGGAUGAGCACAUCGUCAACAAUGGCUUUGAUCUUGGACACUCUCCACCACCAGAUAAUAUUCUUGUUACAGUUGAAGAUGUUCCCAUCACACCAUCAUCAAUAAUUCCUCAAUCUACUCUGGAACGUUUUAAAUUUAAGAAUACAAUUACUUCCGGAGGUUCUAUUCGUAUCAGAGUUUCAAAUAAUGACAAGAAAUUUAUCAAGGAACAUGAUUGUGUAUCCGGAUUUAUUGAUGUAAAAUUAACAAGUACUUUGGAUUCAUCUGUAUCUAAAAAACUUGUUUUGAGAUGUAAAGCUUUUGAAAGACAUUCGAAAAAGAAUGAAAGCAAUGAAUAUGAAGUUGUAAAAGAACAUGUCUACUUUGUGGAUUAUAUGUUAAUUAAAGACUUUAUGAAUGAAGAUUUAGAUAUUGGACAACAUUCGUAUCCAUUCUCCUAUACUCUCCCAGAUAGAAUUCCUACUAGCACAUUCCACGAAAGACACGAUACACAAUAUUCUAUUUGUUACAAAUUUAAAGCCUUCUUAGUUACGGAACAACACGAAAUUAAAGUUAAUCAUCAGCACCAUGAACACAAUGCACAUACAUCAGUUGUUGCUGCUCAUCAUCCAAAGGAAAAGAAAGUUGUUAGUAAUGAACAAUCUUUGCAUACUUGUAAGAUUGAAAAAUCAUGCAUUCUCUUUGUGAGUGAACUCUAUCCUACUAUUGAAGGAGUUUCUGGAAAAUCAACCAUGCACUUUGAAACAUCUAAAAAGUAUUUAUUUAGUGCAAAAAAGCUGAAGGUUGGAUGUAAUUUUGCUAGAAAUACUUUCAGAAUGUAUGACGAUGAUAUCGUUUUCAGUCUUCAAGUUAAUAAUCAAUCAACCAAGACUGUGAACAGCAUCCAUGUUGCUCUUAUUCAAGAAUUUAGACAUAUUGAAACUGAGGAAAAGGAAGAAGGUGGAUUAAAGUUUUUCGAGAGCAAACCAGCUGAGGAAAAAGAAAAUAUUGUAAUGUUUGAGAAACAAAUUGAUAAGAUUGUUUUAUCUGAAGAAAAUUAUGAAACCAAGAUUACUUUUGAAAUUCCAUCCUAUCGUUCUAUAGAGUCAAAAGCUGAAAACUCUGAACAAUAUGAUAAUUUUGAAAAUAGAGCUUUUUGGAUGGCAUCUAUCAAUAACUCUAAACUCAUUCAAGUUAGCUACAAUAUUGUAGUUACAUGUGCUGUGGGUUUUGGUGCGGAUGCUGUUCUUACUUGUCCAAUUUAUAUUAAACCUUCAUUGACUGGGCUCAAGUAUCCAAAGAAGGAAUAA
Naegleria gruberi is the source of this 1302-nucleotide messenger RNA. RefSeq lists its product as uncharacterized. The transcript has a single exon. The record is from RefSeq and is a predicted model, not a curated record. Gene Ontology annotation, biological process: protein transport. Bases 1 to 1302 code for a protein of 433 amino acids. NCBI's taxonomy places the organism in Eukaryota, Heterolobosea, Eutetramitea, Acrasida, Naegleriidae. Gene Ontology annotation, cellular component: cytoplasm.